Asparagus officinalis (garden asparagus) is the source of this 1485-nucleotide messenger RNA. Its product is annotated as putative ATP-dependent RNA helicase ECM32. NCBI's taxonomy places the organism in Eukaryota, Viridiplantae, Streptophyta, Magnoliopsida, Asparagales, Asparagaceae. Gene Ontology annotation, molecular function: helicase activity. The record is from RefSeq and is a predicted model, not a curated record.
AUGAAGGAAUUGGGUCCAGCAAAGAAGAUCCUUGGAAUGCAAAUCACGAGAGACAAGAAGAAAGGGUCCUUGCGGUUGUCUCAGACGGAGUACAUCAACCGUGAUUUGCAAAGAUUCAACAUGGGCGACGCCAAGCCUUUAGAACUCAAAUUUAUGUUGUUUUCGCAGGUCAAGCCUAUUCCGAAAACUUUCACAUCUUUGGAGCAAUAUUUAGGUUCUUAUACAUAUCCGCUGAUAGAAGAAGCACGUGCUGAUCUCUCUUCAGUUUUGGAAGGCUUCUCUCGAGCACCUUUUAUCGAAAUAAAAGCAAUAGAAAAACUCAUGCCUAAAAAGCAACUAUUAUACAGCAUGGAGGUUGCAAACCGAGAAAAUUUAUUAGAGAAAAAAGAAUUCUUUGCUCGAUUUCCACUCUAUAUGGCCGAGACAAAAAAGGCCUCCAUUAAGCUUAUCUGGGGGCCUCCUGGAACUGGUAAAACCAAAACAAUCAGUACUUUGCUGCUGGCUCUCCCAAUGAAAAAAAGCAAAACACUUUCCUGUGCUCCUACGAGUACUGCAACAGUGGAGGUAGCGACUCGACUCCUCAAGUUGGUUAGCGAAGCUUGUGGAAAUAGCUGUUUCCUCGGAGAUGUCAUUUUGUUUGGAAACAAGAAUAGAAUGAAUGUUGAUGAUAAUCUCAGUGAAAUAUUUUUAGAUGACCGAGUUGACAGGCUUUUGAAGUGUUUCAUGCCACUAACAGGCUGGAGGCACUACGUUGGAAUCUUGGUUGUUGAUGAAGCUGCCAUGAAAGAAUGUGAGUCCCUAAUUCCCUUGCAGCUCUCUGGGGUACGACAUGCCAUUUUCAUAGGCGAUGAACACCAGCUUCCCGCUUUGGUUAAAAGCCAGGUUUCUGAGAAUGCUGCCUUUGGAAGAAAUCUUUUUGAAAGACUAAGCUCACUGGGGCAUGAGAAACACCUCCUUAAUGUUCAGUAUAGGAUGCAUCCAUCAAUCAGCAAGUUCCCAAAUUCAAAUUUCUAUGACAAGAAAAUCUCAGAUGGUCCCAAUGUCAUGUGUGAUAGCUACGAACAGAAAUAUUUAGCUGGCUCAAUGUAUGGUUCCUACUCAUUUAAAAACAUUCAGUCUGGAAAAGAAUCAAGAGAUAGCAAUGGACGGAGUCUGAAGAAUAUGAUAGAGGUUACCGUGAUACAACAAAUCAUCAAAAAUGUUAGAAUAUAGAAUAUAUUCUUAGCAUUUAUUGUCAUAAUAUCUAAUUGAUAUUUACCUUGUAUAGGUUUCCUCAUAUGGUUAGUUACCUUGUAUAGGUUUCCUCAUAUGGUUAGUGUAGGAGUUUCCUUUUGUAACUCUUACCUAUUUUGCUUUUGUAAAUCACUAUAUAUUGUGAGUAAUGAAACACUAAACACUCACGGCAAAUAUUCCCUUCUAUCUUGGUAUCAGAGCUAUUAUUUUUUCCUACCUCUUCCAAACCCUCUUCAUUUCCCUUCUUCGGCA